CCUGUACAAAAACCACAAGUUACAGAGCAUAAAAAAUAAUUAACAGUAUAAUAAAAUGCUGUGUUUAAUGUUCAUAAAUAAAUAGAGUUCAUAAUAAUAAAAUGGGUUAAAAUGUGUGCGGAUUAAAAGCAUAAAUAUAAUACGUUUAAUAAAACUAUUUACAGUUAAAAGAUAAAUUAAUAUAAAGGUCUUUAAGUUUAUCAAGGCUAAAAUAUUUGUGAAUUCAGGAUAUAAAAGAGGAAGAAGCCGUGUUUAUGUUUAAUUUAACCUUUUACCUGUCACACGUAAAUCAUUUAAUUUGUUUUGUCUUUGGUUGUAUUAAAACUUCACAAGCCAAUCCGAAUAAAGUCUCAACGUGUAAAGGGCGGGACUAGUGCAGCAGGUUAGCGUGGGGAGUAGUGAGCACAUGUAGAGAAAGAAACCUGACCGGACUGAGAGCUAAGAGGAGGCAUCGUAGUGUGGGAAGCAGUUAAGUUUUAUCGUGAGGUCGACUACUCGUGGUCCUGAUUUAAACUUCUUUGUGACCUGCAAAAAGGAGCUGGACGUUGGAGAGAGGGGUUUCCAGCAGAUGGCCCUGCUGUUUUCUGUGUUUUCUUCCUUGUGACUUCGCCACCGCCAUUGCCCACGUGUGUGUUUGGAUUGCCACCGCCAUUGCCAUUAUCUUCGUGAGAAUAUCAUCCCCCAAUCCCUUUCUGCCCCUACUAAUUACACCCUGGAUUCGUGAGUACUGAUUUACACAUUGCACGUGCUUUUAUUUUGAGCUCAAGCUGAGUGAAGCGGCCAGUACAGUUUUUAGGCCCCACCGCACACAAGCUUCAACUAACAGGCCUGCAACGGGUUAACCUAAUUUAAAGUGUGUUGUUAAUUUGAUUGUGUGUGGUACAUUGAGUUUGCAUUGUUGUAAAUUGGAGAAUCCCGUGCAUCUGAUUUUAUUUAUUUUAUUUGUUUAUUUGUUUUCUUUUCCUAAAAUACAUUCGACUAGUAUUUCAUUUUGUGAAUAAAUAUGUGAUUGAAUACUUUUACAUUUAAAAUACAGUUGUGGUGGUCAUUUAUUAAAAUUAUCCAACAGUAACAUAUGAAUCAAAGUUGUAGUUUCCUACAACGAGCCCAGGCCCAGUCUUAUUGUAUUAACCACUCUAGAUUUAUUAUUUAACUACAUGGGACAAGGGUUACAUAAAUGGAGGCCCCGCUGGGAUAAUAUUAAACUAAAAUGAAUUAGACAAGCAAAAGUAACAUGACCCCACAACUUUAAGAGCAUUUAUUUAAAGUAAUGUGCUAACAGUAACUAGAAGUAAUUAAAGUAAAGUACAACAAUGGCAGUCCUAGCAAACAGUCCAUCACAACGUGAGCUAAUUAACUGGUGCAAAGGAGAAUCAAUAGAUUUAAAGCAUGCCUUCCUGUUACAUGGAGUGCCUGAAGGUGUUUCAAGAGAAGACAUUGAAGAAACAGCAGGGACCAUCAAAGCUUGGGGAAGAGUUAGAGUUAAGGGAAAAAUGUUUCACCAUCAACAGCAAUCGCUGAUGGUGUUAUGUGAGUGUCGUGAAGAGAUCGACCCCUCUAAAAUCCCACCUGAGAUAAUGCCUAUAAGUGGAGGAAGUAGUUGGAAAACUGUCUGCUACACAGAGCCUCAGCUUGAUAACUUUGAAGAGAAGCUACUUACCUUUUUGCAGAGUGAAGGGAGAACCUUGGAGGACAUCCAAGGUCUAUGUUCCCCCACCAAAGAAAGUAAAAGCAACCCUGAAGACAUCAUCCGUGCAGUCGGUGAUGUUAUGAGCAGAACAAACAAACAACCUGACAGUCACCCAUACAGACGUCUGCGGACAUUCUCCGGGAUCAGUCCCACUCCCACUGGAGAAGAGACCUUAGACAACUGGUUGGAGCAAGCAACACUCUUAGUAGAGGAAGUUGAGUGCUCGGACAAAGAGAAACGACGUCGGAUACUGGAAAGUCUCAAAGGGCCCGCCUUUGAGAUCAUUCAAGCUGUGCGCAUGACUCAACCUGAUGCUAGCCCACGUGAGUACAUAGAGGCUAUAGAGAGCAUUUUUGGUACAGUAGAGUCCUCAGAAGAACUAUAUCUGUCGUUCAGAGCCCUCCACCAACAGCCUGGUGAGCGUCUGUCUGAGUUCCUACGAAGAGUAGAGAGAUCUCUUGUCAAAGUAGUACAAGGAGGUGGCUUACCUGUUAGCGCUGCCAACAGCACUCGUUUAGAGCAGCUUCUUAGAGGGUCCACCUCUGAACUCAUGUUGUUACAGUUGAAAAUUAGGGAGCGGAGUAGUAAUCCCCCUACAUUCUUGAACCUGUUAAGAGAAGUGAUGGAAGAGGAAGGUCGCCAGUCAGCCAGACAAAGCCAAGUGUCACACCUGCGUCCUCAGCGUGUACGCACCGUCCAAGCUGAAAAGGAGAAAGAACCUGAAUCAGUCUCUAGGAGUGAACUGCAAGCUCGGAUUCAAGAAUUGAGAGCGCAGUUAGAGCAGAGAAGCAACCCACAACCUCAGCCACCAUCUGAUGAGUCCUUUAACGGUCUUACAGAGAAACAAAAACAGAGAAAUGAGUCACAGAGUGAACUGCAAUCACUAAAGAAACAAGUGAAAGCACUAGAAAGUAAAAUGAGUGUAAUGGCAGUGAAUUACACAUCAGAACAAACACCCCAGCCACACCGAUACAAAGCAGCUACGGGUUACAAGCCCGCUCAUUCCAGAGUCUCCUCUCCCCGACAAGACAAUGAUGAGUUUUUCUGUUAUCGGUGUGGGGAAAAUGGCCACAUAGCCACCAGAUGUACUGCCCCUGAGAAUCUUCAGAAAGUCAUUAGAAAGCUCAUACGCUUGGCGCGUGUUUCCCCUCUUUCCCACAAAGAGAACCCGCAGCCUGCAGCUGAAGAACACUUUGUAGCUAGAACCAAUAAGGUUGAAGUCCCAGAGAACAACACUGACUUACCUGAAGGUCUUGUAGGUCCAUCAUUUAUUCACACCAUCAAAGUAAAUGAUGUAGUCUGCGAUGCUCUCAUCGACAGUGGGUCCAAUGUGACUAUCAUCUUUGAAAGCUGGUAUAACAAACACUUACUUGAUGUCCCGAUAAAACCCCUCUCUGGCCUUGGACUCUGGGGCCUUGCUGACACUGAGUAUCCUUACAAAGGAUAUGUUGUUGUUGAGAUGGAGUUUUCAGAAGAGAUCACUGGUGUGACGGGACGAGUAGAAGUGCUCGCCUUGAUUUGUCCUGAGCCAAGAAACCAACAACAAACCCCUGUGCUGGUUGGAACCAACACAUCUCUGUUCCGCCGCCUAUGGGAACUGGCGAAGACAAAAGGUGACGAGAACACUGUGUACUCAAUGAGAAUACAGUCUGUUUAUGCCCCUGUUAAAGCACAAGAGCAGUCAACAAAAAAUGAAGUUUUGGGACAGAUAAAGUGGGAAGGACCCGGUUCACUCUCCAUUGCUCCAGGUGCAAAGUACUAUGCAACGUGCAAAGUGGAAAGACAGAGUGCCCCGUCCAAGGAUCUUGUACUGAUCGAUGCACCCACUGACCAGUUGCUCCCCAACAGUUUGCUGGUACAGCCUGGUGUGCUCUCAGACGCCAACAUAGACAACAACAGUUUCACUGUCCUCAUUCAAAAUGAGUCCAAAAAGACAACUUCAAUCCCAGUUGGGACCGUUGUUGCUGAGAUGUAUGCUGUGGACACAGCUACCCCAGUCAGGCCUUCCGACCUCACAGCUGAAACCAUAGACCCAAGUCUCUUUAAUUUCGGAGACUCUCCCAUUCCCAAAGAGUGGAAGAGUCAGCUUCAGCAGAAGUUAGCUGAGAGGCGGAAUGUUUUCUCACUCCAUGAGUGGGAGGUUGGUCGUGCAAAGGGUGUUGAACACCACAUACGCCUGCAUGACCCCAGACCCUUCAGGGAAAGGUCAAGGAGACUAGCCCCUGCAGACAUAGACGAUGUGCGGCGGCACAUACAACAACUGCUGGCAGCUGGAAUUAUCACAGAGUCCCGUAGCCCAUACGCCUCACCGAUCGUUGUAGUGCGCAAAAAGAAUGGGAGUAUAAGAAUCUGUAUUGACUACAGAACACUCAACAACCGCACCACACCAGACCAGUACACAAUGCCACGCAUUGACGACGCCUUGGAUUCUCUCUCCGGCAGCCAAUGGUUCUCAGUCUUAGAUCUGCGCAGUGGCUAUUACCAGAUAGAGAUGGCUCCGGAGGACAAAGAGAAGACAGCGUUCAUUUGCCCUCUUGGUUUCUAUCAAUUUGAGCGCAUGCCACAAGGAAUCACAGGAGCGCCGGCAACGUUUCAGCGCUUAAUGGAAAAAGCUGUUGGUGAUAUGCAUCUUCUGGAAGCUCUCGUGUACUUGGAUGAUAUCAUCAUUUUCGGCAAGACACUUGAAGAGCAUGAGCAACGUCUUUUCAAGGUACUGGAUCGACUAGAGGAGGUCGGAUUGAAGGUUUCUAUUGACAAAUGUCAAUUCUGCCAGCCUGAGGUUAGGUAUGUGGGUCACAUCGUUUCUGCUAAUGGAAUAGCUACUGAUCCAGACAAAGUGGAAGUAGUCAAGCAUUGGAAAGAGCCCACUCACCUGAAACCUCUGAAGUCCUUCCUCGGAUUUUGCAGUUACUAUCGAAGGUUCAUUGCAAAUUACUCUGCCAUUGUCCGUCCUCUUUCUGAGCUCACCAAGGGUUAUGCCCCCACUUGGAAAGACCCCAAUUUCAAAAAGAGUGUCGACCCAAGCAAAGUCUAUUUCAAGCCAUCAGAGCUUUUCGGAGAACGGUGGACUCAGGCCUGCCAGGCCGCUUUUGAGCGUAUCCGUGACUGUUUGAUCAAUGCCCCAGUGUUAGCAUUCGCUGACCCCACUAAGACGUACAUCUUACAUGUGGACGCCAGUAUGAAUGGCCUAGGCGCUGUCCUGAACCAGGAAUAUCCUGAGGGCCUCCGACCAGUAGCUUUCGCCAGUCGGAAGCUUAAAGACUCAGAGCACAACUAUCCAGUCCAUCAAUUGGAAUUUCUGGCAUUAAAAUGGGCUGUCGUGGACAAGUUUCACGAUUACUUGUAUGGAGCUAAGUUUACUGUAAGAACUGACAACAACCCAUUAACAUAUGUGUUGACCUCUGCCAAACUCAGUGCAGUCGGACAUCGUUGGCUUGCUGCCCUUGCCACCUACGAGUUCACCAUCCAAUACCGACCUGGGAGGCAAAAUAUCGAUGCUGACUUGUUGUCUCGACAAUACUCUCCAGAGGAGGCUAAAGAGUGGACUAGUGUCCCACCUGCUGGCAUCAAAGCCCUCUGCAAGCGAGCCUGCAUCAGUGGAGAGGCUGAUGUGCCCGACAGAUUGGUGGACCAGUUGGGAGCUCCUGCUGCAGCUGUACCAGAAGCUUAUGUGUUCCCAGUGAACCUUAGCAUGAACGUGCUGGAUCAGCUAAGUCCGAAAGAUAUCCAGGCAUCACAAGACAUGGACCCAACAAUUGGGCCAUUAAAGAAGGCACUGGAAAAGAAUAAAGGGCUGACACGCUCAAAAAAUGAUUCACCUGAGACUGUGUUGCUCUUACGCGAAAGCCGAAAGUUGGAAUUAAAGGAUGGAUUACUCUACAGAGUAAAAGAAAAAACAUGCGGAAAACAGAUCAAACAACUUGUCUUACCAGCCAGAUACCGCCCAAUGGUGUUAAGGUCUCUACAUGAUGAGUGCGGACACAUGGGAAUGGAACGCACUACCGAACUGAUCAAAGACAGAUUUUAUUGGCCGCGAAUGACAGCUGAGGUUGAGCAGUACAUUCGAACCUGUGGUAGAUGUAUCUCCAGGAAGACACUCCCUCAGCAUGCCUCGCCCUUGAAUCAAAUAACAAGUAAUGGCCCUCUAGAUUUAGUCUGCAUUGACUUUUUGCAGAUAGAGCCUGACUCUAGAGGUGUUGCUAAUGUGUUAGUAGUGACAGACCAUUAUACACGUUACGCACAAGCAUUUGCUACAAAAGAUCAAAAGGCUAUCACCGUUGCAAGAGUAUUGUGGGAGAAGUAUUUUGUGCACUACGGCCUACCUGCACGGAUACACUCGGAUCAAGGACGAGAUUUUGAAAGUCGCCUGAUCAAAGAACUCUUGUCCAUUACGUCGCCAGGAUGA
Gadus morhua (Atlantic cod) is the source of this 6095-nucleotide messenger RNA. RefSeq lists its product as uncharacterized. Gene Ontology annotation, biological process: proteolysis; DNA integration. The coding region runs from base 1314 to 6095 and encodes 1593 amino acids. Lineage: Eukaryota; Metazoa; Chordata; Actinopteri; Gadiformes; Gadidae. Gene Ontology annotation, molecular function: zinc ion binding; nucleic acid binding; aspartic-type endopeptidase activity. The transcript is spliced from 3 exons. The record is from RefSeq and is a predicted model, not a curated record.